This is a messenger RNA of Penicillium canariense, 2148 nucleotides long. Its product is annotated as WD repeat NOL10/ENP2 family protein. Bases 1 to 2148 code for a protein of 715 amino acids. NCBI's taxonomy places the organism in Eukaryota, Fungi, Ascomycota, Eurotiomycetes, Eurotiales, Aspergillaceae. Gene Ontology annotation, biological process: maturation of SSU-rRNA from tricistronic rRNA transcript (SSU-rRNA, 5.8S rRNA, LSU-rRNA). Gene Ontology annotation, molecular function: protein binding. The transcript is spliced from 2 exons. The record is from RefSeq and is a predicted model, not a curated record. Gene Ontology annotation, cellular component: 90S preribosome; small-subunit processome; nucleus.
AUGAAGCUGUCAAAUCAGUCUGAGGUACCGGUCUACACCAUCUCGGGCUCCAACACUGCCCGACCUUUGCCGGAAUGGCUUGCCAGACGCCGUAAGCGCAGCUUGAAGGACGACCCCGAGUAUGCGAACCGUAUCGAAUUGCUGCAAGACUUUGAGUUCGAGGAGGCCAGCCAGUGCGUGCGUGUCAGCGAAGAUGGUGAAUGGGUCAUGAGCACAGGAACGUACAAGCCCCAAAUCCAUGUCCACCAAUUGUCUCAGCUUUCUCUGUCUUGGGCGCGGCACACGGUUGCCCUUAAUACAACAUUCCUGCUUCUCUCUUCCGACUACUCCAAAUCCCUCCAUCUUCAGUCCGACCGUUCUCUUGAAUUCCACACCCCGCAAGGAUGCCACUACACCACUCGACUCCCACGAUAUGGACGCGAUCUUAUCUUCGAUCGCCAGUCGACGGAGGCGCUGGUUCCUUCUGUCGGUGUCAACCAGGAUGGCAUGGGUGAGGUCUUCCGGUUGAACUUGGAGCUGGGGCGAUAUAUGCGCAGCUUUGAAAUAGACGUCGGAGGAGAUGACUUCACAUCUGCUGGAGGAGGUACCUUGCAAGGAGGUAUUAACACUGGUUCGAUCAACACGGGCGCUAUUGCGGAGGACAGUCACAAUCUGCUUGCGUUUGGAACAUCGAUAGGAACCGUGGAGCUGUGGGAUCCUAGGGCCAAGGGCCGGGCGGGCAUUCUUCUGCCACCCACGCAGUCCGUGGCCGACGAGGUGCGGUCUGAAAUUACCGCAUUGGAGUUCCACCGCUCAGGAUUGACGCUGGGCGCCGGCUCGUCCAACGGCCUGAUUCACCUCUACGAUCUCCGAUCUCCGGUACCUUUCCUGAAGAAGGACCAAGGAUACGGGUUCCCUAUCCACACCCUCAAGUUCCUCCAGCCGUCAACUGAGACGCGUGAGGCGACUUUGGACCCAAAGAUUAUGUCUGCUGAUAAGAGGAUUAUCAAGAUCUGGGACCCUCGUGACGGUAGUCCUUGGACUUCCGUAGAGCCAGCGGUAGAUAUCAACUCGGUGGCCUGGUGCAAGGAUAGUGGCAUGCUGCUCACAGCCAACGAAGGCCGACAGCAGCACUCAUUCUUCAUCCCGCAGCUCGGCCCCGCACCAAAAUGGUGCUCGUUCUUGGACAACCUGGUCGAGGAGAUGGCCGAGGACCCGAACGACCCGAACGCAUUUACCAGCGCACAGGCUGGCUCUGUCUACGACAACUACAAGUUCUUGACCGUACCUCAGCUGCGCACACUCAACCUGGAGCAUCUUAUUGGCCGCACCAACCUCUUGCGACCAUACAUGCACGGUUACUUCGUUGCUCAGCGUCUGUAUGAGGAGGCGAGAUUGAUCACCAACCCGUACAUCUGGGAGGAAGAGCGCGCCAAGCAGGUCAAGCAGAAGAUUGACAAGGAGCGCGAGAGCCGAAUCCGUGGCAAGAAGAAGGCCGCCGUCAAGAUCAACAAGAAGUUGGCCGAGAAGCUUCUCAAUGCAGAGGAGAAGAACGAGCGCCGGAGGGCUAAGCAGGUGCUGGAGCGUGGUGGCGAUGCCGACAUGGUUGAUGCACCUGCUGCCGAGACCGACAAGAAGGGCGUCCUGGGCGACAACCGUUUCAACAAGCUGUUCGAGGAUGCUGACUUUGCUGUUGAUGAGAAUUCCUUCGAGUUCAAGCUCAUCAACCCUAGCACGAUUCCUGACGCCCCCGAGCGCAAGGAACGUGGUCUGACCGCCGUUGAGCAAGAGGCCGUGGAUGAUGUUCCCCGCUCCAGCGAUGACGAUUCAGACUCCGAUAAUGAACCCGAGAGGCCCGUGAGAGAGAAGGCCCCCAAGAAGAUUUCUUCCACCGACUACAAGCGCACGAAGCGACCCCCGCCGCGCAUGCAGGUCUCGUCUUCGACACGCACGAGCUCCACCCGGGAUAGGUCCUUCGGCUCUCGUGCGCAGAACAUGAAGACCAGGCAAAGGCCAUCUCGCCAGAGCGGUGUCGUUGGUGAGCACGAAGUGAGCUUCAUGCCGGCUUCCAAGUCGAAGAAGCAAAAGCCGGAGGUCCAAUACGAUAAGACCGAGUACCGGGCGAAGGAUCGCCGCAGUGCCUCGAACAACGCGUUCCGUAAGAUGUGA